Dendrobium catenatum is the source of this 1687-nucleotide messenger RNA. Its product is annotated as 28S ribosomal protein S29, mitochondrial. The record is from RefSeq and is a predicted model, not a curated record. Gene Ontology annotation, molecular function: structural constituent of ribosome. Lineage: Eukaryota; Viridiplantae; Streptophyta; Magnoliopsida; Asparagales; Orchidaceae. Bases 136 to 1509 code for a protein of 457 amino acids. The transcript has 7 exons. Gene Ontology annotation, cellular component: mitochondrial small ribosomal subunit.
CCGCGGCUUUCAUGUCCCCAAGCCCACGAAAGCCCAAAUCCAGCAAGCUCUAACUCGUCUUCUCCUCCAACUCUUUCCUCUCCCAUUACGGCCAAACCCCAUCGCCGGUUACUCCGAAACCCUCCCACUCUUGCGAUGCUUGGCUCUUUUCUCCGCUCCGCUGGAGCUGCUGUGGCUACUCACCGCCGGAACUCUUCACUUCUCUCACCUCCGCCGGGGAUCCUCUCCGUCGCAUCUCGCUCGUACGCGAGAGCUAAAACCCCUAAGACCACCUCCAAGGGGGGAAAGGUCAUGGUCAAAGGCCCUCGCAGUGGAGGAGGCGACGAUGCCGCCGGUGAUUCCUCUUCCACUGAAGAUAUGAGCGCUUCCUUCGAGCUUCCUACGGAUCCUCUCCCCAUCACUUACGAUCCCGCCCUCGACGUCGGCCCUGGCGGACGUCCUCUCUUCAGCAUCACCGAGUCAUUCAAUCAGCUAACACACAAGCAAGCCAACACUUAUGUCGACUUCAGUUUAGAGGAAUGGAAUGCGAAGCUUCCGGAGGGCUUACCGGCGGGGAUGAAAAAGGAGUUUGAGGAGACCCGUCGUUGCGCUGUGAUGGUACGACAGAGUUUCUUAGAUUUGCGUGAUAAUUUCCGGCGUAUCUCCAGCCCGCCGCUGCGGCCUAGCAAUAAAAAUUCAAAUGUUAAAAAGCAAAUAGUUUUGGAUGGCCCAGUCAGUUGUGGAAAGAGCAUCACACUUGCUAUGCUUGUCCACUGGGCACGCUGCGAGGGAUGGUUAGUGUUGUAUGUUCCUAGAGGUAAAGAUUGGACACAUGGGGGAUUCUUUUACAGAAAUCCCUAUGGUGAUCUUUGGGACACACCUGUACAGGCUGCGAAAAUCCUCCAGGAUUUUUUGAAAUUCAAUGAAGCUUGUUUACAAAAAUUGCCUUGUCAAAUUUUUGAUCCUAUCUCUUUGGGAGAGGGUGCCGGCGUUGGAAUGAUGAAAGGAGUUGAUUCCAUGGAAAUGCCAGAGGGUUCAACAUUGUUUGAUCUUAUCCAAACUGGGAUUGCAUAUACACAUGCUUCAGUUGGUGUAGUGGUUCGUUUGAGGAAAGAGCUAUCCCUGGUGAAAGACGUUCCUGUUUUACUUGCUAUAGAUCAGUACAAUAACUGGUUCACAUUCAGUGAAUAUGAAGAGCCCGUAACCGUUCGAUCAACAAGGCCAAUUCAUGCUAAAGAACUUUCCACGGUAAAUGCUUUUAGAUCUAUGUUGCAUGAUGACAUGAUGGUAGGAGCUUUUUCUCAUUCAACUGCUGUUGGGAAGUUACGUCAAGAUCUUCCUGAUGUGCCACUAGAUUCUCGUGUUUUGUUGCCUCGUUAUAAUUUGGAUGAGGCUGCUGCAGUGUCUCACUAUUAUCUUAGGCAAAACCUCAUACAUCGUGAUAGAUUUUCAGAAGAAAAGUGGAAGAAGAUAUAUUAUAUAUCAAAUGGAAAUGGCUCAGAGAUGAGGUGGAUGGCUCCGUUCAUAUAAUUUUGUUAUAGAGAAGACUAGCACAGUUGGACUGUUUCUUACAUUUGGCAUGAUCACCAUGACUUUGAGGAUACUUAACUGUUGAAAAAGGAGAAUUUUUGGGUCAGAGUAUCCUAAUCCAAAUUUAGGGUUUAGGAUGAAUUUUAUAAUUAUUGAAUUUACUUCCAAAUGAGUUUAA